ACGUGUGAGUUGUCCUCCCUUUAUAAACCAUCAAACCAACCCCAUCCUCUUCCUCACAAAAACUUCAAACUCUCUCUCAUCUCUCUCCCUCGCAUCUUCUUUACAAGAGCAUCAUCAAAGCCUGAGAGAAAGUAGAAAAAAAUGGUGGGUGUGUUUGGCCGCUCCCUCUCCUUCCCAAACAAGAACCCGGCCCUCCCGAAACUGCCCCUGACCCACCACACCCGGUCCGUCAGCCUCCCCACCCGCUCCCACCCCUUGCUCUCCAGCCUCCGUGACCAGCUCUCCGGCCUUGACGCCUGGUCUUCCUCCUCUCCACCGGCUCGCCUCGCUGACGGCUUGAGCCGCCUCCGCAACGCCCUCGACUCUCUUGACGACGCCCUCCACCUCCCCCAAGCCCAAAGCCUCCUCCGCGCGAGCCCGCAGCUCUCCGAGAAGCUCCUAGAGGACUUCCUCCGCUUUGCCGACGCUUACGGGAUCUUCCAGUCCUCGGUCCUCGCCUUCAAGGAAGCGCAGUCAGCGGUUCAGGUGGCCAUAAGGAAGAAAGACGAGUCCAAGAUCGCUUCCUACGUGAAGGCCCGGAAGAGGAUCCACAAGGAGAUGCGAGACCUGACGUCUACCGUCAAAUGCGUGGCGAAAUGCGGUAUUCUUCGUGGUCCAGAUCAUUCCCCAGCGCCUGACGCGGAGCUUGCGGCCGGGAUAUUGGGCGUUGUCAAGGCGACAGCCUCGGUGUCUCUGGCACUUUUCAACGGCCUUGCAUCGUCCUUUUCGGCAAGGAGGUCGUCAUGGAGCAGCCGGUUGAGGAUGUUGGAGAAAACGAAGGUCGACGAGCGGAUCGAGGAGCUCGAGUGCACGGAAGAGAGGUUGUGGAGUUUGAGGAAGAUGAAGGAUGAGGAAGUGAGGGAGGUUUUGAGGAAGAUGGAGGAUUUGGAAGGCUACGUCGAGUGUAUAGAGAGCGGGAGUGAGAGAGUGUUCAGGAGUUUGAUCAGCGCCAGGGUUUCAUUGCUUAACACUCUCACACUGUAAAUAUUAUGAAGAUGACCUGCCAAGAAAAAAAAAAAAAAGAUUGAUGAACAUUGUAGCUUUUGAUUUUGACUAUAUCAGAUCGACAAGGUCAGCUUGAGUGAAUCUAGUUAUAUACAAAUCCAGAUGUGUAAUCAGAAGUUGGAAUGAAUAUAUUGUACAAUGGUGAAUC
Rhodamnia argentea is the source of this 1192-nucleotide messenger RNA. RefSeq lists its product as uncharacterized. The coding region runs from base 142 to 1023 and encodes 293 amino acids. The record is from RefSeq and is a predicted model, not a curated record. Lineage: Eukaryota; Viridiplantae; Streptophyta; Magnoliopsida; Myrtales; Myrtaceae. The transcript has a single exon. Gene Ontology annotation, biological process: shoot system development; root development.